Molecule: messenger RNA, 162 nt
Organism: Caenorhabditis briggsae
Lineage: Eukaryota; Metazoa; Nematoda; Chromadorea; Rhabditida; Rhabditidae
Exons: 1
Coding region: 1-162 (53 amino acids)
Molecular function (GO): nucleic acid binding
Source: RefSeq, a predicted model, not a curated record
AUGGCUCGAUCGCACCCAAAUGUGGAUUCACUGAAGGCCGCUUUGCUCAAAGCAUGGGAUGAUCUUGACGAUGACUACCUCCGGCGCACCGUCGCUUCUGUUCCAGCUCGUUUGAAGGCGUGCAUCAAGGCCGAAGGCUCAAACUUCGAAUAUCUCCUCUGA